AUGCCUCACUGUCAGUUCUUCCUUCUGUUCUCCUUAGGGCUGCCCACCGGAAAGCUGUUCGAUCUGGAUUACUUCUGCCACAUGCAGAUCGCCGGUAUUCUCCUCUGGGUAUUCUCACUUUCCAUGCUCUCCCUCACCAUUGUAACGCAGUAUUAUCAGUCGAGCCGCUCGCAAGGCAUAGGAGUGGUCCUAUGCGUAGGCAUGCUGCUCUUGCCAACGAUCUUCUUUCAAGCCCAUAAUUGGACGAUUCACUGUGCACUCGUCAUGGGUACCAUCCUCGCAGUGCGAACAAUUGCCCGCCAAUCCCCAUGUCAGGCAUCAAAGGCAUCUUCCGGGACCCGGCAUACCUUCUGGGAUCUCAAAAGCGUUGAGCCGGAUGAUCUGGCACAGACAUCUACCUUCAGCUCACACGGCAUAUUAUCCACAUUCUCAUUCUACACCACUGCAAUCCUCAAUGUGGACUCGGUUUUCGGGCGACUACUCCUAAGCCGGCUCGCCGACUCAUUUGGGAAGAUCAACAUGAUCUGUACGGUGUCUGUUGUGGGCACCGCGCUGCUGGUUGCCCUGUUUGGCGUCAACUUCGAGGCCGUGGUCAUUGUGUUCGCGAUCCUGUACGCCAUUUUCUCCGGGGCAGGCGGGCAUCUCCACCGUGUCUAG
This is a messenger RNA of Postia placenta MAD-698-R-SB12, 657 nucleotides long. RefSeq lists its product as hypothetical. NCBI's taxonomy places the organism in Eukaryota, Fungi, Basidiomycota, Agaricomycetes, Polyporales, Adustoporiaceae. The transcript has 4 exons. The coding region runs from base 1 to 657 and encodes 218 amino acids. The record is from RefSeq and is a predicted model, not a curated record.